AUGUCAUACGGUUAUCCAGGAGGCUACCCACCAGGAGGUCCACCAGGCUACAUGCCACAGCAACCUUACGCUGGAAUGCCACCACCACCAGGCGUGGCAAUCUGCCCCCCAGCACCACCAGGUUAUGGUCAAGCUGCACCAUGGACCCAGUACGGAUACACACGUCCUACCUACUCCUACCCCGACCCAUACAUGAGAACCAACCAAUUCAUCUUGCCCGUUGGCAUCCCACCUCAAUUGGCCGAGCGUAUGAUGCAGGCUUCAGCUGCCUUCCGUAUGUUUGAUACCAACUGGUCGGGUAGACUAAGCAAGAAGGAGUUCAAGAGGGCACUUCUACAUCUUGGCUACUACCUGGGCAAGGGUCAGUCUAGAUUCCUGUUCUGUCAGAUUGACACCAACUACUCUGGAUCAGUCGAUGAGAGAGAGUUCUGUGAGUGGUAUGUCCAUCACACUCCCGCCCCAUACCCCUAUUAA
Messenger RNA from Acytostelium subglobosum LB1, 474 nucleotides. RefSeq lists its product as hypothetical. Gene Ontology annotation, molecular function: calcium ion binding. The record is from RefSeq and is a predicted model, not a curated record. The coding region runs from base 1 to 474 and encodes 157 amino acids. The transcript has 2 exons. NCBI's taxonomy places the organism in Eukaryota, Evosea, Eumycetozoa, Acytosteliales, Acytosteliaceae.